Messenger RNA from Quercus lobata, 1577 nucleotides. RefSeq names its product putative nuclease HARBI1. The transcript is spliced from 4 exons. Bases 516 to 1505 code for a protein of 329 amino acids. NCBI's taxonomy places the organism in Eukaryota, Viridiplantae, Streptophyta, Magnoliopsida, Fagales, Fagaceae. The record is from RefSeq and is a predicted model, not a curated record.
AAUCCGUGUGUUGAUUGUUUGUUUUCUUCUACUUCGGACUUCGGCGCCUCUCACUCUCACUCACUGCCUCCUCUGCUUCUCGCCUUCUCUGUGCCUCUGCUUCGGACUUCGGUGGUCAGUGGCCGAGGCUCUGUAUCUGUGCUUGUUAUUCCCCUUAAAAUUUUCAGUCAGUUCAGUCCACUACUCCACUGAUGGAUAAUUCAACUAAUUGGGAUAAUAGUCCACCGGAAGAUUUGAGUAAGAGUUGGGAGGAAAAUUGUCAAGAUCGAUUAAGAAAUAUUCAUGAAUUGAACAAAUUUGGUUUGCAACUUUUGACUGAUUGGCAGAGAAGACGAGAUGUAGCAAUUUUGCAACUUCUUGUACAUGUGGUGCAUGGAAUAUGGAUGAUGGGCAUAUAUUGUAGUCCACGUUAUGUGGAUAGAGUACUUACCGAAAGUAGUGCGGAAAGAGAAAAUGUUAGGCAAGAAUUACUAAGUGAACUUAGAUGCAAUAGGAAAUGUAGAGACAUAAUUUGAAUGGGGCCUUGUGCCUUUGCUAAGUUGUGUGAAAUUCUUCGAGGAAUUGGCUGUCUUAAAGACACUAGGAAUGCUUCUAUUGAAGAGCAAGUAGCCAAGUUUCUUUACAUUUUAGCACAUAAUGAGAGAAUCCGUACGGUUUCCUUUUUCUUUCGUCGUUCUAAUGAGAUCAUAAGCCGUCAUUUUCACAAUGUGUUGAGAGCAGUCAUCUACUUAGAAGAUCAGUUCCUUCUACAACCUAAUGGAGCAGAAGUUCCCCAACAGAUACGAAAUAGUCAUAGAUUUUACCCAUACUUUAAGGAUUGUGUAGAGGCUAUUGAUGGGACACAUAUUCGUGUAAAAGUGUCAGCAAAAGAUGCGCCUAGAUAUCGAGGGAGGAAAGAGUACACAACUCAAAAUGUAUUGGCAGCAUGUGAUUUUGACAUGAGGUUUACUUACGUUUUACCGGGAUGGGAAGGGACUGCCUCUGACUCGAGGAUAAUUAAAAACGCUUUAAGUAGGGAAGACAAACUUAUAAUCCCUAGAGGAAAAUAUUAUCUAGUAGAUGCGGGCUUUAUGCUGAGAAGUGGACUUAUGGCGCCAUAUAGGGGUGUACGUUAUCAUUUAAAAGAGUAUUCAGCACGUGGCCCAGAAAAUGUUGAGGAACUAUUUAAUCAUCGACAUUCCUCUUUGCGCAAUGUCAUUGAAAGGACAUUUGGUGUGUUGAAGAAACGAUUUCCUAUUAUAUCUGGAAUGACAGAACCUUUUUUUCCAGUUGAUACAGUUACUGAGAUUAUCUUGGCUUGUUGUAUAUUGCACAACUAUCUUAUGGGAGUUGAUCCGGAUGAAAGGUUGAUUGCAGAAGUUGAUCAGGAGAUUUCGAAUGAUGACAUACAUAAUGAAGCUAGAAACAAUAGAAAUGAUAGUGAUGCAGAUGCUAGAAGAGGAGCAAUAUUACGAACUAGUAUAGCAACUAGAAUGUGGAAUGACUAUGUAUCGCAUGAUCAAUAAUUUUACUCAUUAUGUUAUGAGAUUUGACUUGCUUAUAUGUAUUUUUCUUUAUGAAAUAGUUUCAAAUGGAAU